Molecule: messenger RNA, 795 nt
Organism: Colletotrichum spaethianum
Lineage: Eukaryota; Fungi; Ascomycota; Sordariomycetes; Glomerellales; Glomerellaceae
Product: ER membrane protein complex subunit 3
Exons: 4
Coding region: 1-795 (264 amino acids)
Biological process (GO): protein folding in endoplasmic reticulum
Cellular component (GO): membrane; EMC complex
Source: RefSeq, a predicted model, not a curated record
AUGGCCCAAGUUCCGGUGCAGACGAUCCAUCGGGAUCCUCAGCUCCUCUACUGGAUCCUGUUUCCGAUUACGGUGGUCAUGAUCCUGACCGGUAUCCUUCGACACUACGCCACCGUCCUCCUCGCCACGCCGCCCAAGAAGCUCGACAAGCCGGCGCUUAAGGAGCAGCGCGCCAUGAUGCACGGCGUCACGGUGCGCACCAACCACCACGUCCUCUCCAAGAAGUCGUUCGAGGCCCGUCGCGAUGCGCUCAUCGCAGCCUACGAAUCCGGCGCGUACCUCAAGGAUCCCGACCGUAAGGGCCAGCCGCCUGCGAACCCGCUGACCGACCCGGGCGCGAUGGACGGCAUGAUGGGCAUGAUGAAGAACAACAUGGCCAUGAUCAUCCCCAAUACGCUAAUUAUGAGCUGGAUCAACGCCUUCUUUAGCGGAUAUGUCAUUAAUGUAGUGAAACUGCCGUUUCCCAUUACCAUCAAGUUCAAGAGCAUGUUGCAAGCGGGUGUUGCUACUAAGGACAUGGAUCCCCGCUGGAUGUCUAGUAUCAGUUGGUACUUCCUGUGCAUUUUCGGUCUGCAGUCCGUCUUCAACUUCAUCUUGGGAAGUGACAACGCUGCCAGCCAGAUGGCUCAGCAGAUGGGACAGAUGGGAGGUGCUCAAGGUGCCCCCCAGAUGUUUGGCCCCGGUGUCGACCCCGACAAGCAGUUCAAGGGCGAAGCUGAGAACAUUGCCGUUGUUGAACACUACUCUGUUCUGGAUGAUGUGGAGCAGAGACUGCUCGCGGGUAUCAAAUCAUAG